AAUUGUCAAACAUAUCGCACCUCAUCUAUUAUAAAGGCCCAAACCAAAAUUGUUUUUUCGGGAAAAAAUAGAAGAAGAUUACCGGCUUUUCUCGUUCUAAGGACUUUUCGUGGCGUCUUAUAUCUUUGUCUUCACCUGAUAUUUUCUUGUCAGCCGUGCGGAUAUUUGCUUCCACUUUUAUAUACUUAAAAAUCUUAUUUUUACAUCGUUAAUAGUAAAUAUUCUUAACAUUGACCAUAUUUCCAAGCGUUUAUUACUUUUUCGAACAAAAUAAUAUUAUAGUCAACAUGUUCCCAUCUAAGUAAUUGUUUCAAACAGUUACAUAUAUUUAUAACUUAGUAUUAUGUAUUUAUUUCAUUGGAUAUGCAUUUGAAUAUUAGACAUCUUCAUAUAUUCAAAGAUUAACUAGUUCAUUUGAGUUAGUUUGUAUUUAACACAUAUAUUAUUUAAAAAUUAUAAGUGAUAAUUUAAUAUAAUAGUUUAAAUUAUAUGGUUAUGAAGAAUAUUAUUACUUAGCUAGAUUAUAUAAAGUAGGGUUAGGUAAAAAACCGAGUCCGAAGAACCAACCUAAUCCGUUCCGAAUCCGAACCAAAAUUGGUUAAAUAUCCGAACAUAAAAUUUUGGUUUGUAGAGAAACGGAACUGAACCCGACAUGAACUGAAGUAUUUCAAGUACCAAAAUCCAAAAUAGAAUUAUAUACCUAAAUAUGUUAAUUAAUGUAGAUUUAAUAUAUAAAAAUAUCCAAAAUAUAUUAGAUAUUUAAAAAUGUCUAAAAUAAUUGAAAAUAUAUACAAAUAUUCAAAAAUAAAUGUAUAAAAUAGCUGAAAAAUACUCAAAAUACCAAAAAGACUUAAAAUAUUUAUUGAUUGUCUAUUCAAAUAUUCAAGCCAACCCAAUUUAUAUGUUAAGUUUAUAAAUUUAAAGUAUAUUAUGCAUUUAAAUUUUUUAAAAAUAAUUUAAAUGGGUUAUUCGAACCUGCAAAAAUCCGAAUAGAAGCCAAGCAAAAUUUUAUAAGUAUCUGAAUGGGCCAGAAUUUUUAAUUUCGAAACCCGAAAAGAUUGGAACCAAAUUUGAUUUGACACCCGAAUGCCAACCCUUAUAAUGUAUUGCCUAAAUCAAUUUAUAGUUAUGAAGAAUAUUAUGUAUUUAAUUAACUUGUGUUUGAUUCAAACGAAUUUUCAGUUUAUAGUGAUUUGUGGUCAUAUUUUGGAUUGUCAAGAUUAGUUAUGAUGCUAGCAUAAAAAUAGGUAAAUUAUUCUGAAUGUUAUUGAUUUAGGAAAAUACAAAGUUAUCUCCCCACCGUUUUUUUUUGUCAAUCUGUUUUCAUUAAAUUUUAAAGCCCAAAAGCUUAGUACAUAAAGAUUGAUGACAUACAGCCCAAAAAAGUUCAAACACGUGAGCAAGGAUGAUUCUACAAACAAAACACGUGUAGUAUUGCAAAAGAAAAUUUCACACGUGACUUCUGAUGAAAGAAGAUGAAUUGCCCAAAAAAAGAAUUGUGUGUAGCCGGUAAACGUCGUUGCCCUCCGGUCAUCUUCUCCGAUUACCGUCACCAAUCUUCAAUUGCUUAGAGCUCCAGAAAACAGCCGUGAACAUCAACCCCACCUCCUUUACUAAAUGUCACUUUAUUUAGAGACGCCAUCAAAGACCCCUAAUCUACUUUUCUGAAGCUAGAAUUACCAUAUCGAUCCCUAACAUCUCGAUUUGAUCAACAUGGGAAAACUUACACUAAAAUCCGAGAUUCACAUCCGUGUAUAAUCUCAAUCAAUCAUAAUCAAAGAAAAUCGUGAUCCUUUAAAGAUCUAGUAAUUGUAAAGAGAUGCAAAAGUAGAAGAGAACAUCGGCAAGACGAAAAACGGAAUUCGCGAUUGAACAUGAUAAUCCCAUUAAACGGAAUUCGCUAUCAUUCUCUCUCUGUCGAUUAUACAUAUACACUGACGAAAAAAACUGGUUAUGUCGAUUUAAGUUUGCUGGUUUUGUCAAGUUAUAAAACGACGGUGAAUACACUCCAUUGUACCGAACGGGAUUGGUUAAUGUUUAUUUGGUGUAGGAAAUAGGUUAAAGAAACUGUAAACUGCAGUGUUUUGUUUAGUGGCAUUCCCUUGUAAUUAUUGAAAAAAAUUCAGGGCUAAUUACUAUUUGUGCUUAUGUUUUAAUAGUUUAGAUGAAUUACCAAAUAUUAUAAUUUUAAAUGACUUAUCAUAUAAUAAUGUUAAUUCAUCUGUUUAUAUUAAUAGAUGAAUUAAAUAAAAUUUUUUUGAUUAAUAUACGUUUUAAUAACUUACCACAAAAAAUUAUGUUUUAAAAUAUAUAUAUAUUUUAAUCAUUUUUAAAAGUGAUAACGCAUAUAUGAUAUCACAUUGUCAUUGAAAAAUGAUUGGAAUUUUUUAAAAUUGUUUCUGUAGUAUAAUAUGUAUAUAAUGAAUGAGUGUUAAUUAAUAUUAUUAAGUUUAGAUUAAUUAGUUUUCUAAAAUCUAUAAUUUAUUUUGUUCACUACUAAUAUAAACGUAAUAAAAACGUUUUUAUAAUUGUUUCUAUAGUAUAAUAUGUAUUUAUAUGUAUCUUAUCAAUUUAUCUAAUGUAAUCUAGAUAUUUAUUUAUUUCUAUAAACAAAUUAUGUUAAUUCAUCUAUAUUUAAGAUGCUUAAUUGUAUGUUUGGAAACAUAUAUUAGAUUAUGUAAUUCUAUGAAUAGUUUCCGUUUUAAAGCUUUAAUUAAAUAAAUCAAAAAUGAAAAACCAGCAACCAAUCAAAUUAUAACAAUUAAUUAGAUCUUUUUUUUAUGAGCGAUACGACAACAUAAAUCACUAAAGUGACUUCACUUCUCAGUUAAUAUAUAGGAAAAUUAAUUAGAUAGUUCUUCUAUGAGCGACACGUCAUCGUAAAUCACUAAAGUUUUGUUGUACUUUCCUAACAAAAAAAAAUCACAACAUUCAGAAAAGCCUUAUGCAUACGCUAUGUAAAAGAGCAAGUGUAUUUUCAAAUGUUUUUGUUCUUAUCCAUUAUGUAGAGUUUUUCAUAUCCAUGAAUAAUCAGAUAUGAAUAUUUCAUAACCAUAUACAAACGUUGAAUCCUCUGAACCUUGAAAGGUAUAUAUAGAAUUUAAAUCAUUCAAAAUGCAAUCCUUGCGUAAUCACGCGUUAUGAUAUUUUCUUAUAAAGGCCAAAACACAUACGGUCCACUGAACCAUAAAAGCUGUAUCAACUACAAUUAUGGGGAAAAUUUGAAAAGAAUAAUUUUUUGCAGAAGUGUUAAGAAAUAUGAAUUUAAUAAACUUCUAUAAACCUAUAUAUUCAAACGUUUGAAAAAAAUAUUUCUACGAUGAUAUGAUCAUCUUUUUGACUAUUUUCUUGACCAGUGUGUAAUGACUUUUUUUUUUUAACCCUAGUGUUCACUCUCUUAUAUAAACUACUCAACGCUUAGUUCACUUCUCAUCCUCUCUAUCAUUUUUUCUCUGAUCUCUAAAACACAAACUCCAUCUUGUCCCUAUGUCUUCCACCAGAGAGAAAGGCCUCAUCGUGAGCUUCGGCGAGAUGCUCAUUGACUUCGUCCCCACCGAAUCCGGCGUCUCCCUCGCUGAGUCCCCAGGGUUUCUCAAAGCUCCCGGCGGUGCUCCGGCCAACGUCGCCAUUGCAGUCACGCGUCUCGGAGGUCGCUCCGCCUUCGUUGGUAAGCUUGGUGGUGAUGAGUUUGGCCAUAUGCUUGCAGGAAUCUUGAGGGAGAACGGUGUUGAUGAUACGGGGGUCAGCUUCGACAAGGGAGCGAGGACCGCACUCGCUUUCGUCACGUUGCGUUCCGACGGAGAAAGAGAGUUUAUGUUCUACCGGAACCCGAGUGCCGACAUGCUUCUUCGGCCAGACGAACUUAAUCUCGAACUAAUCAGAUCUGCCAAAGUGUUUCACUAUGGAUCAAUUAGUUUGAUAACGGAGCCGUGUAGGUCAGCUCACUUGAAGGCAAUGGAAGUUGCCAAAGAGGCAGGAGCUCUUCUUUCCUACGACCCUAACCUAAGGGAACCUCUUUGGCCAUCUCCUGAAGAGGCUAGGAAACAGAUCAUGAGCGUUUGGGACAAGGCUGAGAUCAUUAAGGUCAGCGACGUGGAGCUUGAGUUCCUUACGGAAAACAAAACGAUUGAUGAUGAGUCAGCCAUGUCUCUAUGGCAUCCCAAUUUGAAGCUCUUGCUUGUUACCCUCGGCGAAGAUGGAUGUCGUUACUACACUAAGAAAUUCCAUGGAGCUGUUCAAACUUUUAAUGUGAACGCCGUGGAUACUACCGGAGCUGGAGAUUCCUUCGUAGGCGCGUUUCUAAGCAAGAUUGUCGAUGAUCAAUCUGUACUCGAGGAGGAAAAGAAACUGAGGAAAGUGCUGAGGUUUGCAAACGCUUGUGGAGCCAUCACGACCACAAAGAAAGGAGCCAUUCCAGCUCUUCCUUCAGACAGUGAAGCUCUCAGCUUUAUUAAAGACAACCAGAGACGUAGUAACAACCCUUUUAAGUCCAAAAAAUUGCGCUUCUUAUAUUGUAGUAAUUGCUCAUGAUUCUCAUAAUCUUAUUUAAGAUAAAAAGAAAAUCUCAAUGUUUUAUCUUUUCUGUUUGUAUCCUUCAUCUCUUGCUAAUAGAAGAAGAAAAAGAGUUUUUUUUUUUUGCCUGAGCCAUGUACUUUCCAACUUGUUCCUGUUUUGUUUCCACAUGUUUCUAUGUGAUCAAGAAGAGAACAGCUUCCGUGUUGGCUACGUCAGCUGCCUUCAUUCGAGUUUGUAGCAGAUUCCUUGUUCAAGAGGUAUAUGAACAAACUCAAACAAAAAAAAAUCUUAUAGAGA
Brassica napus (rape) is the source of this 4812-nucleotide messenger RNA. RefSeq names its product probable fructokinase-2. The transcript has 4 exons. Bases 3487 to 4530 code for a protein of 347 amino acids. Lineage: Eukaryota; Viridiplantae; Streptophyta; Magnoliopsida; Brassicales; Brassicaceae. Gene Ontology annotation, biological process: fructose metabolic process. Gene Ontology annotation, cellular component: cytosol. The record is from RefSeq and is a predicted model, not a curated record. Gene Ontology annotation, molecular function: fructokinase activity.